Molecule: messenger RNA, 7554 nt
Organism: Lethenteron reissneri (Far Eastern brook lamprey)
Lineage: Eukaryota; Metazoa; Chordata; Hyperoartia; Petromyzontiformes; Petromyzontidae
Product: CD109 antigen-like
Cellular component (GO): extracellular region
Molecular function (GO): endopeptidase inhibitor activity
Source: RefSeq, a predicted model, not a curated record
AGCAACACUACAGGCAGUGAGAUAUUGAAUCUUCCUCGUCAGCAGUGAAGUGGGUCCACGAAGCAAAGCGGCGGUGCUCAGCAUCUCACUCAAGAUGCGACUGUUCAUCCUCCUCAUAACGGCCACGGUUGCUCAAAGCACCACCUACCUUCUCACUUACCCUUCCCAAUGGAUGGAAUCGGACCUCAACAUGGGCUUCUCACUCCUACCUGGGCCUGGCAAUGAGACGCUCGUCAAUGUCACAUUCAAAAGUGAGCCCCAUGGAAUCUCCAAGGAGCUCAACGACGUGAGCGCUGGUACAACUACAAUGAUGACGUUUACACGUGAGGACCUCGGUACGGUGCAGUACAACUAUUGGACAUGGAUGAGCCUGAUGGGAAAAUCAGGAGAUCAAGAGAUCUUUUCCACUAAUGUGGGAUAUUUCCAUAAUAGAGACGUGGACCUCUUUAUGAUGGUUGACAAUUACUACUACCAUUGGCCUGGUAAGACAGUGCGAUUCAGUGUCUUCGGUGUCUACAGAAACAAGUUGCCUUACCUGGGACCCUUCAACAUCUCUCUCAUGAAUCCAAAUGGAGUCCUGAUGGAGACCUGGCAGAAUGUACGAGAAGAGAACGGAGUAGUGUCACUGAGUUACCCACUCUCUGCCCAGGCAACACUGGGAAGCUGGUAUAUACGUGUGGAGACAGGAUCGGACAUUCAUGGUGACUAUUUCUAUGUUGAAAACUAUGAUCAUAUGUUCAUUGACGUUGCAUCCUACUUCUAUCUUGAUGGAAAUGAAGAUGUCUCUGGAUUUAUAUCGGCAUGGUACCAGGGCAAGGCUGUUGAAGGCACAGCAACAGUCACCAUACAUCCAGAAUAUAACCCCACAGACAUCUUAACGCAACACAUUAAUCUUGUUGGAGAUGGAUACUUUAUGUUUCGUCGCAGUGAACUUAUGAAGAUGAUUCCUGAGGGUACAGAAUACUUUUAUUUUUUGAUCUCUGUUGAGAUCACUGACAACGCAUCAGGCAGGAGAUUUGAGAGCUUCCGCUGGAUUCACUUUAUAAAAAACAGAGCAUAUAUUUAUUUUUGGGGGAAUUGGAGGUUCAUUCCUGGUAUGGACUUUACAGACAAUAUCCACAUUUACAAAUAUGAUGGGCUGCCAUUGACUGUUGAGGAUCUGGAGACCAAGCUCAUUGUGUUGGUUACACAAUACAACUUGUCUGAUGCAAUGAUGAGCCCCUCUGAUUUCCAAGAUAAAACCGAAUACUUGAUUCAGACUGAAUUAACUUACACAGUACCACCCAACGGAAUUGUCCACAUACAUGUACCAACCUCCCACGAAGCAAACCACCUGACUAUUGAGGCGCACUUUGGUGCAGUCAUGACUUCCAUGUCAGUGUGGGCAGAGGAACAUUUUCGAAAUGAUUCCAUUAUUCAGGUCAGAGCUCAUGAAACAAGUGUCAAGGUUGGAAGCCCUGUCACCUUUACAGUACAAAGUACAGACAGCAGCAUUUCUGAAGUGUCUUACCAGGUGGCGGCAAUGGGCCAUGUGUUGGAAGCUGGAGUUGCUCGCUUGCCACAAUUCACGCUAACGCCCUCAGACGCCUGGGGACCUGCUACCUACGUCAUAGCCUACUAUGGAACAGACGAUGGGUACAUCAUCCAUGACGGUGUGGAGCUGAUGGUACAGGAGUUCGUGAAUAUGGUCGAUGUAAAAUGGAGUACACAGUCAGCUGUGCCUGGUGAAAACGUGAACCUGGAGGUCACGGCCACAGACCCUGAGUCAUUUGUUGGUGUGGUUGCCGUCCAAGCUUAUUACUUUGGACGAGGCAUGAAUAUGAUCUCUGAUAUCCUGUCUGCAUCUGCUUUGGACUCGAAUCCUAAAUGGUGGCAUGACAACAUGUUUUCGACUGCUGGACUGUAUUAUGCUACCAAUGGAAAAAUAAAAUACUGGGACAGCAAAAAGGCGAACCAAGAUAACUCAAGAAAAUUAGAAAAGGAUGGUAUGCGCAAAUCCAACGAGGGACUCCCAGAGGCCUGGGUUUGGCAGCCUGGUGUAAAAGGACCAAACAAGAAGACGACAUUCACAGCCGUUGUUCCAAAAGUCAAUUCUCGCUGGAUGGGAAUUGCCUUUUCCGUGUCUAAAACAAGUGGAGUCACGUACGCUUACACCAGAACUCAGUUGGAAGUGUCUUCUCCAUUGCAUGUUGCCAUAAAUGUGCCCAAUGUUGCCAUUCUUGAUGAAGAGUUCAUUGUGGAGGUGAAAGUCUUCAACAAGCAACCGGAGACUAUCAAGGUCCUGGCAACGUUGCAUGCCAGUGAGACUCACUUCAAAGUUCUUUAUCAAACCGAUGGGAAGUCUCCGUACAAACGUUUUCUUGAAGUGCCCAAAAAGGAGUCUGGCACUGUGUCUUUCCCCGUGUCUCUCCUGGUUGCUGGUGAAUUCUGUUUCACCGUGGUGGUGACACACAAUAAUAUCAAUUACACUGUGGUGGGAUGCACCUUGGGGAAGCAUUCAGGUUUUCCGCAAUCUUACUCAGAAAGCGCCAUGCUCACAUUGUCAUCAACAGAGGUCACAAAAACGUUCACUUUCAACUUCCCACCCAACGUCGUCAAGGGAAGCAGUUCGGCUUCCUUUUACAUCUACGGAGAUAUCAUUGGGCCCUCUCUCACUGGGCUCGAUCAGCUCCUGCAGAUGCCAUAUGGCUGUGGGGAACAGAACAUGAUCAACUUUGCACCAGGCAUCUACAUCCGGAGAUAUAUGGAAGUUACCCAACAGAUUACUUCAGAGAUUAUUGAAAGGUCUUUGACUUAUAUGACAUCAGGCUACCAGCAAGAGCUCAACUACAUGAGAGACGAUGGUUCCUUCAGUGCUUUUGGAAAUUCGGAUCAACAAGGCAGUACAUGGUUGACAGCCUUCGUGUUGAGGACGCUCCUGCAGGCACAGCAUUACAUCACCGUGGAUGAUCACGUGAUCUCUGGAGCACGCACUUUCCUGUUGAACAACUUAUUGCCCACAGGGCAGUUCGAGGAGCGUGGCUACGUUAUUCACAAGGAGCUGCAGGGUGGUUCAGCGAGCCACAUCAGCUUGACAGCCUACACUCUGCUCGCCUUCCUCGAGGACGACACGACUGACUCUUCAACAAUCGUACCAGCUGUGCACUUCCUGGAGGCCAACGUGAGUGGGGGUGGUGUGGCGGCCAGCCUGCCUUUGGCGCUCACUGCCUAUGCCCUCGCCCUUGCCAACAGCAGUCAGGCUAGCGCUGCCCUGGAUCUGCUCAAUGUUCAUAAAAAAUUUACAGAUGAUGGACUGAUAUACUGGUCAGAUUCAGCAUCAGGUCAAGCUUCCUAUUACUGGCAACCAACAGCAAUCACCAUCGAGACCACAGCCUAUGCCCUCCUGGCUCAUCUGCGUCUGGGAAAGAUCGCAGAUGCAAUUCCCAUCAUGAAUUGGUUGAGUCAGCAAAGGAACCACCUGGGAGGAUAUGCAUCCACACAGGACACAAUUGUGGCGCUGCAGGCUCUGUCCGAGUACUCUGUCUAUUCGUUCGGAACUUUAGAAGGGAAAGCGAAAAUCUUAACAUCAGAACAUAGCGUCGAAGUUCAGCUCUCCGGCAUGAAUGCCUUGGACAAACACGUCGAAAAGAUUCCUACUUCCUCAAACAUAAAUGUGAAGUUGUCUGCGACUGGGAGUGGGACCAUUAUUGGCCAGCUGAAUGUUUUCUACAAUGUGCGCGACGCCCCGGGACUUCGCAGAGCCCGAUCAGCGGCCCCCGAAUAUGUGCUGUCUUUGGACUUCAACGAUAACAGUGCCAAUGGUACCAUUGGAGAGAAGGUGUAUCUGACGGCAUGUGCAAAGUGGAUGGGCGAGGGCCCCUCCGGCAUGGUUCUCAUGGAGGUGAACCUGCUCAGUGGCUUUCACGUGGCUGACAAUCUGUUCACCCUCAACGAAAUCCUCAAACUGGUGGAGGUCUCACCGGGAAAGGUCUACCUCUACUUUGUGAACCUAAAUGACAGCGCAACGUGUGUAGAAAUGACACAAUACCGAGUGUCUUCAGUUGCAAAAGCGAAGGAAGGAGUGGUUGCUAUUAGUGACUACUAUGAACCAACGACAAGAGUGGAGGAAGUGUACAAAUCCAAACGACUCUCUGAGAUGGACCUUUGCGCUCUGUGCGGCCCAGACUGCAUCAAAUGCAAGGGCGAUGUUCCAAGUCCAUCUAGCGGAGUGACCAUAUCUCCAGCCUUGUGGGUCCUGCUGUCUGUUGCCUUUAUUCUGUUCCAGCAGGAACUAUAGAGCGCGGCCUUGUAACCAAAGACCUCAAUUAUCCUGGCUCGCAUUCCUGUCUUCUGUGCUCGCCUCCCGGUGGUACAUUCAAUUUUUGGUGCACUUAAUCUUGAUUCAAAUAUAAAUGUAUGUAUGUCAGAGAUGUAAUGUAUCUGGACGAGAACGGUAAGAUUUUAGAUGUCUCUAAUCUUGAUUUUAAAUGUCUCCACUCAGUCCUUGAUCCCAUUUCUACUCUUUUAAAAAUGUCUCGAACAUCUCGCAGCUCAUGAAAACCAGAGGCGCAAUUCAUGUACAGGGUAAACAUAUCCAUAGGGGGAUUUCUACCAUCAGCAAACUUUCUGCCAUAUAUUUUGUUGUUUCUGUUCAUGAGCUGCCUGAAGUGCCAAUUCUGUCAUGUGAAAUUGACAGCGCGAGUUAAGGACAUGGCAAAGAAUUUCCACUACAUUGUUACGAUGUCAUUGAACAGUCUCCGCCAAUGGACAGAGCCAAUGAAUCAUACUCUGAUCUGUUUUGUCAUACGUGUACACACGUCAACAGGUGUGUGUGUGCGAUUCAGUGGAAUGAGUUGGCAACGACGAUAACCUUCCUAAAUAAUCCAGCAUUCAUUUUGUUGGAACAACAUAACCGUGUGGACCAGUUUCUACUUGAGUUUCAUCAGCAGGCUUGUGACCUUUUAAACCAAUGCUAUUGUGUCGUCCGUUUGUUAUGAUUCACAUCGGAAAAGUACAAUGUGGGACACCAAUAAUUUUUUUAUAAUCACGAUUGACUUUGGAUACCAAUCUCAGACUGUGUUGAUCUUGAUCAUGUGCCUCUUGGCCUUUGAAGUAUCUUACGAUAUUCUGAUUUGCAAAGUAGUAUUUGACUUUAAUACAGUAAUUGCUCGUGGCUGUAUUUAUCAUGUCAAUAAUGGAAUAAAAAUAUGUACACGAACUUACUUUUUCCACAUUGUAUUUUUCCUACUGCAUUGUUUUGGGCGCCACGGUGGUGAGAUGUUAACUACUUUGCCUGGUACGCAGGAGGUCGUGGGUUCGAUCCAGACCCUGACGCCUGCUGUAUAUUUGGAGUUUGCAUUUUUCUCCGGCUCCUCCGGUUUUCCCUCCACAUACAUUUAGAAACAUGCAUUUAGUGUGCUCUGUGUACAGCGACAGCGCAGUAACACGCAGGGUACCUAGUCGAGUUAGACCCAGUGUACGAGCGGUGUAGGUAUAGGCCGAGUAUAUAUUUAAGUAUUAGAAACGGCUAUACACGUUAAAGUGUGCCAUGCACUGGCACAGGAAGUUACAAAGUUAAAGGAACAUCAUACGUAAUAUAUACGUAAAUGGGUAAAAAUAUGCAAUUGUGGGAUUCAAACCCUGGGUCAGCCACUUCACAGCCAGCUAUGCCAUCGUUUAAACCAGGACUUGGUGUCAGCUGCAAACGUUAUGGUUAUUAAAUCGUCGUUUAUAUUGUUGCAUUUGAAAGCAAAAAGUACGGGGGAUAAAACAACUACUUGCCUUUUAAAAAUGAACUUACUAGAACUACAGAUUUGCUCAGGCUCCACACCUCUGCAGCCACGGCACACUCCCCCCUUGGCCACGCUGCAGUGCAGGCAGCCAGUGGCUGCUACUGCAGGUGGCAUCAUUCACAGGCGAGCACAAUGCACGCAGCAUCUACCACAGUGUUUAGUUAGAAUCUGGGACGGACGCCUCCGUCAAUACCUGUAAAAAACGUGCCUCCGAAGAGUUAACGGCUGCUUUCCAUGAAUGGUUUGGUAUUUUAUUUCAAGCGAGGAUAAGUUUGAGCUAGGAUAUACCUGAGACAAUGUUAACCGCAGUGUGAUCGAUACUGUAGAUACAAGCAACUAACUUGUGUACACAAAUAGAGACUUAAGUCCUGGGGAGGGGAAGGGAGUGGGGAAGGUGUGAAGACCAUUGUUUGGAAGUCCACCUAACCAAAAAGUACUGGUUUAGGAGUUUGGAUUUUUUUCAUGGCCUUGCUCUCUGCACUACACAUCAGAGACUUCAACAGCCACGAUGUAUAGGGGCUAUAAGAGCAACGUUUUAGCAGGUAAACUAUGAAUUAUCACCUUGCGCAUCAAACACAAAAGCUGCUUCACAGGCCCUUACCAAUGUGGCUGCCAAGAACAGUCGCACGAGGAUUCAGGAGACCGCAAUUACCCUGCGCCAGACUCCAACGAGUGAAGCUCUCACCCAGAAGUCUAAACCCAACAAUAUACGCCACCGCCUCCAUGCUGCUGGAGUCACUGAAUCAGCGACGAGAAGCAGAUGGCAUGGGACAAGUUGAGAGCCUGGCAUCCAGCAGUGCUGCAAAUGUUUAGUUUAACAUGUAGGCUUUAAAAAAACUCUGAUUCUGCAAAUUUUAGUUUUAUGUGAUCUGAUCAACGCACCGAUCCACCGUCGUGGAGUCUUCUUUUAAACGUGAAAUGGCCGAGUGGCAGCGAGAGCCCCGCUCGUGGCAGAGGUUCGCGGUUCGAGCCUAGCGGCAACCCCGAUUAACCCUGCCGGUAGAUAAUUAUCCAACAAUGUAUCGUUUGAGGUUUUUUUUUGGUUAGAUAGCGUAAAUAUAAAUGUGUCAUUAAACCCGCCACCACCCGACAGCCAAUUAGGUUUGUCACAAACAAAACGAGCCAAUUAUUUACUAGUUCAGCAUGCUGUUGUGUUGAAAAGUAAACCCAUUACAAUUACAAUCAUAUCUUUAAAAAACUUUUAUGGAUAUUGGUCGCGAAUACGUGUUAAUGGCCGUCUGCUCCACAGUGGAUGUGAACGAUUUCCCUACUUCAUUUGAAAAAAGAGUAUGCCUUCUGCGGCAAUGUCACAGUCCAAAUUUGAAAAUCACCUGCAAUUUACUUCAUUGGCGAAAACCACAAAGCAACAUCGCCCCAUACUGGCAGACUACUCUCCUGUCUGUGAAACAGUGCCUUGGUGAUGACGUCGUGCUCCAAGCCGAAUGACAUGAUCCGAUGUAACGAAUUCCUCUAUUGGCACAGUGGUCAUAUCCACAGCCAAUCUUCUCUCCCACCACCAACGUUAGAGAUUCAGGCUCCGGCAAAAAGUUAUUUCACCGCUUGGCUCCUCCUGUGCUCUUGUUCGUGUGAGAGCGUGAACUGCCUUUUGGGUUUAGUUUGUCGUCGUUCGUACGGUGCUAAGAGGUUCAACACACGUGGGAAAAUGUAAUAUUUUAGAGUUUGCCUGUUGAUGGGUAAAAGCCAACUCGGGCCCUUGCUGCCAAUUUCACUUUCCCUGCGAGUACAUUGGGUCAGCUCAUCCUCUUUGGGAAGAAAUUUUUUU